Neogale vison (American mink) is the source of this 2241-nucleotide messenger RNA. It is a transcript of the gene HSPB6, whose product is annotated as heat shock protein family B (small) member 6. The transcript is spliced from 3 exons. The record is from RefSeq and is a predicted model, not a curated record. Gene Ontology annotation, molecular function: structural constituent of eye lens; protein folding chaperone. Gene Ontology annotation, biological process: protein refolding; response to heat. NCBI's taxonomy places the organism in Eukaryota, Metazoa, Chordata, Mammalia, Carnivora, Mustelidae. The coding region runs from base 855 to 1352 and encodes 165 amino acids.
UGCCUUAUAGCCACUCCCACUUUUGCUGCCGAAAGCUUGUCUGGACUCCAAAGUAACCACCGUUUCUCGUGUACAGAGCAAUCGGGGAGUCUGUCGCCUAACUGCCGCCCCUCCAUCAGUCGCGCCAGCCAACCGGUCCCGCGGAGUCAUUAACCACUUCCCGUCUUGCUGUAGGAGCAGCUGGUUGCGCUAAGUGCCAGGCCUGGGCUCCUAGCCGAGGUGGUGGGAUCAAAACGAGCUAUUUCGGGCCCGGCGCGCGGCCCCUGGGGGGCCAGCCUGGACUGUUCGUGCCCGCGCCCUCUGGCCGCUGCUCACCUGGCAGACCCCGCUACUCUGCUCACCCGAGGCUGAGUCAGAGGCCCCGAAUUAGGCCCGGCUUGCCGGGGGGCUGGGCCCAGCGUUCUGCUGAGAUGGGAGUCGGGUCUGUUCUCUGUCCUCCUGACAGCCUGGCCGGCUACCACAUUCCCUGUACCCAAGAAUCUGCUUUUAAGACCGCCGUCUGCGUCAUCCCCAGGGCUGCCUACGGGGCGGGAGUGAAUUAAAGGGACUGCGAACUCUGCGGUGGGGUUUUCGGGCCCUGGGUCCCAAAUGCUGCUCCGCCUCCUCAGCCUUAGUUUCCCCUUUGGGAAAGCGGGGGAUCACCUCUCUGGCAUCCAGCAGGCGCUUAAUAAAUGGCCAAGUCAUUGUUGGGCUUUCUAAAUAAGGCUCUAUUAAUGGCCGGGGCUGGCCGCUGUCCCAAUGUCCCCGGGCGGCCCGCCGAGGGGCGGACACAAGGCGUACUAUAAGAGCUGCUGCGGCGCACGCAGGGGCACUGCGGAGCCUAGGGGCGGCGGCGGCGGCGGCGGCGAAGCAGGAUGGAGAUCCCCGUGCCUGUGCAGCCGUCUUGGCUGCGCCGCGCUUCGGCCCCGUUGCCCGGGCUUUCGGCGCCUGGGCGCCUCUUCGACCAGCGCUUCGGCGAGGGGCUGCUGGAGGCCGAGCUGGCUGCGCUCUGCCCCGCCUCACUGGCCCCCUACUACCUGCGCGCACCCAGCGUGGCGCUGCCUACCGCCCAGGUCCCGACGGAGCCUGGGCAUUUCUCGGUGCUGCUGGAUGUGAAGCACUUCUCCCCGGAGGAAAUCGCCGUCAAGGUGGUUGGCGACCACGUGGAGGUGCAUGCGCGCCACGAGGAGCGCCCGGAUGAGCAUGGAUACAUCGCGCGCGAAUUCCACCGCCGCUACAAAUUGCCGACUGGCGUUGACCCUGCCGCCGUGACGUCCGCGCUGUCCCCUGAGGGCGUCCUGUCCAUCCAGGCCGCACCCACAACGCCCCAGGCCCCACUGCCGCAGCCGCAGCCGCAGGCUGCUGCCAAAUAGGCGUCAUGCCUGAAUCCCGGGAGCCGCCUCAGGCCCCCUCUUUUAAAGCCAACCUGACUCCGCCCAGCCAGAUGUCCCCAGCGCGCCAAAACCACCCACCCAGUCUGGGAUCCUACCCUGACACUUCCCACGUAGACCCUGCCCUGGUAACGUAGAUCAUUCCACCGACACUCCCAUUCUCACACCCCCUCCAGUUUUCAAACUCCUGACAUCUCCCUAGAUUCCAUGCCCUGGGGUACAACCUUCAGCCUGUAGUCUCCUGGCCCCAUUUUCUUGGCAUGUAAACCCACUCAGAACUCCCUCCUCUGCUUCCUUCUGACUCAUCUAUUAAAACAUCUCCACAUCGCAGCAUUUUAAUCCUCUUCCCUCUCCAACACUGGAUUAUGGUGUGGCUAGCCCUGCCCCCACCCCAGGCCAGUCAAGCAUAAUCCCUCUCCACCCCUUGAAUAUCCAGACCAUCCAAGGCCUGGGCCUUGAGAUUCUGGAUCCUUCCCCUCAGUCCAACUGGACAAUCUACUCUCCCCCACCCAUCUUGUGACUUAAACCCCCAGCCAGCACCCUCUCCCAGACUCUUGAACCCCUUUUCUGACCCCCACCCCACCCUUGGACACCUAUUCCAGGCCCAGCAGGACCCUCAACCUCAGACUGCAGAUACCCUAAGCCCCAUUCCCAACUCUAACCAGAACCACUCCCUCCACCCAGUCAUUCUGUCUUAAUUGCCAAAUCAUCAGCCACACAGCACACGUAAUCCACCUUUCACAUGCCCUGCCCCCAUUUCCCAAGAUCCAACCAGGCAGCCACUUUUGCUUUGGUAUCCCACAAUCCUUCUCCCUCCUUGAAUUUCCUGUCACCCUUAACCAUUCCCCUCAAUAAACGUGCUAGAGCUACA